Uncinocarpus reesii 1704 is the source of this 612-nucleotide messenger RNA. RefSeq names its product GTP-binding protein ypt7. Gene Ontology annotation, cellular component: fungal-type vacuole membrane; late endosome; vacuole. Gene Ontology annotation, biological process: regulation of vacuole fusion, non-autophagic. The transcript has 6 exons. NCBI's taxonomy places the organism in Eukaryota, Fungi, Ascomycota, Eurotiomycetes, Onygenales, Onygenaceae. The record is from RefSeq and is a predicted model, not a curated record. Gene Ontology annotation, molecular function: GTP binding; GTPase activity. The coding region runs from base 1 to 612 and encodes 203 amino acids.
AUGGCUUCACGGAAGAAGGUUCUCUUGAAGGUGAUCAUCCUCGGUGAUAGUGGUGUUGGCAAGACGAGUCUUAUGAACCAAUAUGUGAAUAAAAAGUAUAGCGCAAGUUACAAGGCGACCAUCGGGGCCGAUUACCUGACGAAGGAAGUUCUAGUUGAUGAUCGGCUAGUUACUAUGCAGCUUUGGGAUACUGCAGGCCAGGAAAGAUUCCAGUCGUUAGGUGUUGCCUUUUACCGGGGUGCAGAUUGCUGUGUGUUGGUAUACGACGUCAAUAACUCCAAAAGUUUUGAGAACCUCGAUAGCUGGCGGGAUGAGUUCCUGAUUCAGGCAUCACCUAGAGAUCCGGAAAGUUUUCCGUUUGUAGGAAACAAAGUGGACGUCGACGAGUCGAAGCGGAUGAUUUCUACGAAACGCGCCUCAACAUACUGCCAAUCUAAAGGAAAUAUUCCUUAUUUCGAAACAAGUGCCAAGGAGGCUAUCAACGUGGAGCAGGCAUUUGAAGUUAUUGCAAAGGUCGCUCUUACGCAGGAAGAAUCAGAAGAGUUCAACGGCGAUUUUACGGACCCAAUCAACAUACACCUUGACAAUGACCGCGACGCCUGUGCUUGUUAA